AUUUAAGACGCGACCGGGUCCGCGUGCGGCAUCGAACACUGCGCGAGGAACGUGGAAGAGUGUCCGGACCGUGCCAGGGAGGACUCGAGUGGAGUGUCGCCUCCAAAUCUGACACAUGAAGGAUGUCAACUGAUUAACCUCGGGGUUUUUUUUUUCCUACAACUGCACGAAAUAAAUGGAUGGACAACCACACCUUUAAAUACUAGCUGUUGCGCGCGUGCCCCCCCUCCCCCCCGCCGACCACCGACAUCUGGAGCAAGAUGGCCCAUCUCUUCCUUGCCAGCAAGAUCGCCAUGCCGGACGACACCGGCAGCAAAGGGGCCCCCAGAAUGCCCAAAAGCUCCAUGAAAACGCCCCCGUCCCUCCCCGCGGAAAAGGUGAGCAAGGACAAGCCCAAGAAAGACCGCAGCGUGGUUGUGACCACCGUGCCGCUCAUCAACGAAGUGCAGCUGGCGGCGGCCACCGGCGGCGCCGAGAUGUCCUGCUACCGCUGCGUCGUGCCUUUCGGUGUGGUGGUGCUGAUCGCGGGCAUCGUGGUGACGGCGGUGGCGUACACGUUCAACUCGCACGGCUCCACUAUCUCGGUGCUGGGGCUGGUGCUGCUGUCCGCGGGGCUGGCCCUGCUGGGCUCCAGCGCCGUGUGCUGGAGGGUCCGCAUGAGGAAGAAGAGGGACAAGCGGAGGGAGAGCCAAACGGCUCUCAUGGCCAGCCAUGGAGUCUGUGUGGCCUGAUCACCCGG
Molecule: messenger RNA, 739 nt
Organism: Lampris incognitus (smalleye Pacific opah)
Lineage: Eukaryota; Metazoa; Chordata; Actinopteri; Lampriformes; Lampridae
Product: transmembrane protein 100-like
Exons: 2
Coding region: 261-731 (156 amino acids)
Biological process (GO): cellular response to BMP stimulus
Source: RefSeq, a predicted model, not a curated record